GGGGUGUUCGCCUGAUGUCAUUUGGCAGAAAGGGAGGCUGAGCUAACGGUGGGCGCACGGCUGAAAAGCAUAACAAUAACCGCUUUACCGUCCACACCGGGACUUCAUAACGUCUCCUUUGGAUUUAAGUACGCAGCGUUGAAAACCGUCUCCUCACCGUGGUCUGGGGGAGAAGAAGGAGACGCGGAGGAGGAGGUGAAGCUAACGGACUGAAAGUACCAGAUGCUAUUCCAGCGGAGAAGGAGAACGGGCUCGAAUAAGCAGGAGAGGGUGAUGGGUUCUCGUUUUCCUGACGGCUAACGUUACACCUUCGCUUGAAAACACAGAUACCGCGAAGUGAGGGCCGGCUUGCUUUGCUUCUUGUCCACCUCCGUGUGUGUGACAUUGUGUCUGAAAUGCUAGCGCAGUCGCGGUCUCGGCCGUCGAGCAGCCUCUGGGCCGCAGCUCGGCACACCGAGCCCGAAUCUGGGAAAUAGCUAGCUAGCUACCUGCUAGCUGCAGCUGUACCCGAUGCUGCGGCUGCUGCUGCUGUUGCUAAACGGAUCCGAAAGGCAACACAAGGGCCCCGGCGCUGACUGAGCUAUUGUUUUACCUUACUGGACUACAACGGGCAUUUGAGAUGUGAUGCUUCUGUGCAUCGUUUUUGAGCCUUUUGUAGCAGGAGGCUCUCGCUUGCUUGAUGCGAAGGAGCUAACGUUGCUGCAAAAUGCACAGCAGAACCACAACAGCAGGAUCCUGUUGAAGGGGGCGAGGUUAGACUGAUAACAGCCCACCCUGUGUCUCUCUCAACGCUCACAUUUUGGACAACGACCGCCAGUUUUUCCCCCACGUUAUUCACCGCUUCAUCAGCUGGCGAUAUGGAUAAACUAACGAUCAUUUCAGGGUGCCUGUUUCUGGCAGCAGAUAUCUUUGCAAUAGCCAGCAUUGCAAACCCAGACUGGAUCAACACUGGUGAAUCAGCAGGUGCCCUUACAGUCGGUCUAGUCCGACAAUGUCAGACCAUCCACGGACGAGACCGGACCUGCAUUCCACCUCGGCUGCCCCCAGAGUGGGUCACAACACUUUUCUUCAUCAUCAUGGGCAUCAUCUCCCUCACAGUCACCUGUGGACUGCUCGUGGCAUCACACUGGCGCCGAGAAGCCACCAAAUACGCCCGCUGGAUCGCCUUUACUGGCAUGAUCCUCUUCUGCAUGGCGGCGCUCAUCUUCCCAAUAGGCUUCUAUAUCAACGAGGUGGGAGGCCAGCCGUACAAGCUGCCCAACAACACAGUGGUUGGCUCCUCGUACGUGCUGUUUGUCCUCUCCAUCUUCUUCACCAUAGUGGGACUUCUGUUUGCAGGCAAAGUUUGCCUCCCGGGCUGAGGACUCGACCGUGCUCGCCUCUGGACUGAUGCAAGAGGCUCUGAAAAUUUUAUGGGAUUUACAAAAACACACAAUGACUGAAAAUCAAAAACAACAAACUCUGGCCCAAAGCCUGAAACAGGGGAGUCUUUGAUUAUGUGUCAAGGGACCGCAGCACCACAGAGUACCUAAUGACUGAAAAAUGAAAACGAACAAAACACUAAAAGGGGGAAAGUGGGCACAAACGGGGGGUGGAGGAGUGAGAGAAAGGGCAGCCGAGGCUGUCGCAGCACCCUGCCACUGUUGAUUUAAAAUACGACCGUCUCUGUUGUUGUUCUGUUGGAAAAGGGUGCUUAAUGUGCUGCUGUCAUGGCAACUGCAGCCACAAUGCUGGCGCACAUUUCUUGAGGACCACUGCAGCUGCUCCUCGACUUGACCCCCAGCCGCCCGCUGCACCGCCCUCAGCACACAUCUGCGCCGUCACGACUGCUCCUGUUGCUAUUUUUGGCUUCUCUUAGAAAUUUCAGUUGUGUGUUUUUCUGUUGUUGUAUAUUUUGUGUUCUUUUUUGUUGUUAUUUUUUCCUUCCACCCCCCUCGCCGCCUUUCCACUGAAGUAGCUUGAGUGUAAUUGAGGUUCACUGAACUGAAUCCUUGAGGGAACUGGGAGGUUUUCUGCCAGCUUGGCUUUAGAGCAGGGUUUAUUCUCUCCUGUCACUUCACGAGGCCCCAGGUGUGUGGCUGGGGAGAGCAGCUGUGUGCACAGCUGUCUCGGCCAGCUCACGGGCUGCCGUGGACGAGAGGAAGGUGCAGGUGUGCCGCCUCUGACCAGCUGCUCAAGAGCAGGUAGCAGCGAGGGGUGACCUCCCUGCGCAGCAGAACAGGAGGUCAAGAACCAUAAAGGAGAAUGCCACUCAAUGUAAGAAGAUGCAUUAUGCUAUUUAUAUGGACAGCAACAGAGUAUUAGUGAGCUAUCUUGCUAAGCUAAACCCAUGACACUGAUACACAACUUUUGCCAAUAACUAGAAAACUGUGAAUUUAGAGUAUAAAUCUGAACAUAAUCUCACUUCUUGUAUUUGUAGUAAUAGUUAUGUUGCCACAAGCACAGUGGCCUUCUCAAAGUAUUUUUUCAAAGGUGUUACAUCACUGUGGUGUUACAUUCUCGAGGGGUCUCAAUGAAUUUGUAUAUUGAUAAUCAUAGCAGACACUAAUGACUUUUUAUAAAUAGAAGCUGAAGUCACAUUAAGGUGUAAAAAAAUAACAUGUGAAUGCUGACAAUUGGUGGUAUUCUCCUUUAACGUUGGACAGGAAAGAAGCGAGCCAGGAGCAGUUUUUGUUUUGUGCAACAGUGGAGGCACAAGGACUGCAGGUCAGGUCCAUGAGUGGGGCUGCGCCUCAGUGUGCUGCUCUCGAGUGAUUGUCAAACACACACACACACACAUACACACACACACAGCCAACAAUGAUCUGCAUCCAUUUAUUAGGGCUUUGCAGAUAAUAGUGAAAAGUUACCCAUUAGAAGUCUUAGAGCCAAAGGUGGUGUCUUUAAAUUGCUUAUUUUGUAAAAAAAAAAUGCUUUUAACUUGGAGAACCCAGACACGGCGAUGUCCAGAUCAGUGUAUGACCCUCAAAAGUAAAACACGCCGCACAGCUCUUCCCCUUAACACCUGCUUUACUCACCAAAACAUUUCAGCUGUCUUUCCUCAAACAAGGUUGUGUCCAAGGUUUUUUGCAGAUUGAGCAUAAUCCUGCUCUCAUCUUGAGAUGGAAAAAAAUGCCUUUGUAAGCCUUUUUAGAUCACAUUGCCAAAUAUUUUUUGCACCUGUGUAACAGUAUAUGAAGUAACAAAGAAAUCAAUUUCUUCACAUUCUUUUACCAAAAUCCGAUCAUAUCUUCUUUCUGUUCAACAAAAACUUUUGCUUACGCAAGCUUGUAACAACCAAUUUCAACUAAUAAAUAAUAUAACGAUAUCAACCUGUCAAUCAAUCUGCUAAAUUUAGCUGCACAGAGCUCAUUAGCUAUCUAGCAUCAGUAUGCCACGUCAAUGUCUUUGUUUACCCAAAAUAUCAUGGUCCGUCUAGCCAGAUGUCAUCUUAUUGAGGUUUUUGUAAUGAAAUGAAAAGCUAUAGUUUUGAAAACUCCUCAUGUCAAACCCGUGAAUGAGCCGUUCCUCGUCCACUGUGGCACUUUCAAAGCGGGCGACAGCAAUACAAUAGAAAAGCGCACGCCACGUCACAGUUGGACAGUUGGGACAUUCCAAAAUAAAACAGUGCAUUCAAACUGAUUUAGUCGCUAAUGCUCGCAUCACAUUUAGUAAGGACACAUUGUAAAGGAUGUAAACAGAAAGUAUUAUGUUGCCAUGGAGGCAGAAACUUAUGCAGAGCUAAAAAUAAUUGAGUGCUACUGUAUUUUUUAUUUGUUUUUGCAAUGUACCUAUAGAUAUGCAGACAACUAUCACUGGAUUACUUAGAUACAAAAGAAAACUUAAAAGGCAAGUUCUUGAGUUGAAAAGAUUCCUAUGUUUUAUGGACAGUUAAUCACAAUGGUCACCUGUAAUGAUUAUUUAAAACCUCUGGUCUCUACAAAGCACCAAAUUGUGUAUUUGUUCACCUCAUUUUUUUAAACUUAUUGUUCAAAAUAUUGUGAAGUCAAAAACUUUCCAUCUCGGAAAUUAUUAUUAUUAUUAUU
Plectropomus leopardus (leopard coralgrouper) is the source of this 4025-nucleotide messenger RNA. RefSeq names its product modulator of smoothened a (gene mosmoa). NCBI's taxonomy places the organism in Eukaryota, Metazoa, Chordata, Actinopteri, Perciformes, Serranidae. Gene Ontology annotation, biological process: negative regulation of smoothened signaling pathway. The record is from RefSeq and is a predicted model, not a curated record. Gene Ontology annotation, cellular component: ciliary membrane; Golgi apparatus.